AUGCCGUCGCGGUCGCGGAGCCCCAAGCGCGUGCGGAGGGAGGGGGACCGGCGGCGGAGAAGUCGCUCCCACGCAAGGAAGCACGAGAGGCGAAGGAGCCGCUCCCUGCCCAAGGGCAGAUACAGGAGCCGGUCUGGUUCGCGGGACCGAUACAGGUCUAGGCAUCAUCGCCAUCGUUCUUACUCCAGGUCUCGUUCACGAACUCUCCGACGGACACCCCCGAGGCAUUCUGACACUGAGUCGCUAUCCGGCCAGACCUCAGUAAGCCGGGGCUCCAAUGGAGAGCCAGGUCAUGAAGAAGUCAAUGAACAAGUGCGGAAAAGGCGGCAAGCUGAACUGGAGAACGAACUCAUAGAGGAUGAGGCCCAGCGACAGGUCAACCAGCUGAUAGAACAGAGAGUGAGGGAAGCAUUGGAGUCUGAUGUUGUUCAGCAAUCUCUUGACCUCAAGUUGACGCAAGAGCGAAAGAGAAUCGAACUGCAGGUGGAGAAAGAUCUUCAGGAAGAGCGUGAACGAGCAACCCGAGAUCAAGAGAGGGCAAAGCAGGCCAUCAAGAAAAAAGAGGAAGAAUUUGCCCUUAUUGAGGAAGAAAGGAGAAGGGAGGAGGCUGCUGCUCUCAAGAUAAAAGAAGAUGAAGAACGGAAGAUGUACGAAAAACGCUACCUGGAACUGCAAGAACUUCAGAAGAAACGGCAAGAGGAAUUGAAGAGAGAGCGGAAGGAAGAGCAACGGAAAAAGAAGGAGCAAUCACGUAUACUUGGGAAGGGCCGACAGAAAGUGUCAUUCAACCUGUCAUUGUGA
Molecule: messenger RNA, 801 nt
Organism: Ostreobium quekettii
Lineage: Eukaryota; Viridiplantae; Chlorophyta; Ulvophyceae; Bryopsidales; Ostreobiaceae
Source: the annotation of a GenBank genome assembly